AUGAGUAAGCCCGCGCAGGGAAAGGCACCCGGGGAGAGCGGCAAACCGGGGGAGAGUGCCAAACCGGGGGAGAGUGCCAAACCUGGGGAGAGAAGCAAGCCUGGCCCCAGUGGCCAACAAAGCUUACCUAAGAAGGAGAGGCAAAAAAUAAAGCCAAUCCAAGUCAGACGAAGCUUGAAGGACAUCCUAGUGAACGAGAAUCCAAGUCAACUCAUCCUUAAUUAUAACGGGAAAAAAAUAGAGUGCGCUUUUCCUGACGAAGAUGUGAAGAAGAAAAACAUGUUAAGUGAGUCCCAAACGGAAGAAUCCACAAACGGGAAAGACAAAAGAAAAAAAGGAGGAAACAUUGAAAGACUUUUUAGCACAGAAGUAAUCGAUAGUCAUCAACAAAUUAUGAUGGAAGAAUUAAAAGAACUCCUAAACAAAGAAGACCUAACUGAUGAAAUGAAAAAUAAUAUUAAAUCCCUCUACAUAGAAGUGCAGGAAAUUUAUAUGGAAAUAAAAAACGACUUAAAAAAGAAUUUCCCCACAUCGAAGGAAAUUCUGAAUUUGUAUCGAUCUGAUGACUUCAACAAAAAGAGUAAGAAUGCUAUUUGGAAAAAAUUUUGUUUUUACAAACUGCUUGGGGAUCAGAUGAGUGAUAUUCAUAUUUGCACCAUUUCGUCGUAUAGGCUAAAAUAUUUGAAAACUAUUUAUAAGUGGUACUGUAAGAAUAAGCGUGUUUUGUUUGGUAGCCGGUGUGGUCAUCGCUCUAGGGGGGGAGGGCCCUCUGCUCGCGGCGAUGACACGGCCACGGGGGGCUCGGCCACGGAGGACACGGCCACGGAGGGCUCGGCGGCGGAGGACACAGCCACGGAAGACGCGGUCACGGAAGACACGGCCAAUGAUGUUACCGCAAAUGGUGAUGCCGCAAAUGGUGAUACCCCCAAUGGUGAUGCUGCCAAAGAUGUGAUCGGUGCGCAGAAGCAGGUCGCGGAGGGGGCGAUGGACGGGAGCGACCCAGUUGAGGCAGAUGCCCCCGACGAUGCAGUGGCGUGUGAGGAGGGGGGAACAUCCCAGACUGGGGAUGGCUCAACACCGCGGGGGGGAGAAGCAAAUGGGGUGAAGAAGAAAAGGGAGAGCGAAAAGGGGGGCAAAAAGGGAGACAAAAAGGGAGACAAAAGGGGAGACGGAAAGGGGGCUGACACAGGACACUAUGGGAGGGAAAUUUCCGACCAGUUCGAUGACCUUCUCACGAGACACAUGCAAGAAAUAAAGAGACCCGAUGGUGAGGGAGAGGAGAGAGAAGGUGAUUGGAGCCACCAACAACAGGAAGAAGUGAACAACAAACAGAGAGAUAACAUCCUAGCGAAUUACAUAUUUCCGAGUUCGCUUUUUGAGAAGGAUCAAAAGGGUGUACCCGAGGAGGAGGGAGGCAAGCCAUUUGACAGUGGACACGGAAAAAAUGACAUCGAGUUGGACUACACCGGGGAGGAGGACCUGAUGCCGACUCAGAUUGACACAAAAAGGAUCAUGGAGCUGGAGGAAGAAAUCAAACGACAGAAGCUGCUAAUCAAGGAGAAGGAAAUCGAAAUAAUUAACUCUCCAAUUGGGAUUAAAUUUAAGGACAUCUUUGGGAAUUUCCAGGACAUCGACAUAAACGA
Messenger RNA from Plasmodium cynomolgi strain B, 1643 nucleotides. RefSeq lists its product as hypothetical. Lineage: Eukaryota; Apicomplexa; Aconoidasida; Haemosporida; Plasmodiidae. The transcript has a single exon. The annotation marks the transcript as partial. The record is from RefSeq and is a predicted model, not a curated record.